Corythoichthys intestinalis (scribbled pipefish) is the source of this 865-nucleotide messenger RNA. Its product is annotated as gonadotropin subunit beta-1-like. The record is from RefSeq and is a predicted model, not a curated record. Gene Ontology annotation, biological process: G protein-coupled receptor signaling pathway; ovulation. Bases 431 to 781 code for a protein of 116 amino acids. Gene Ontology annotation, molecular function: hormone activity. Gene Ontology annotation, cellular component: extracellular region; cytoplasm. The transcript is spliced from 3 exons. Lineage: Eukaryota; Metazoa; Chordata; Actinopteri; Syngnathiformes; Syngnathidae.
AGUUGAAAUGGUCUGUUAUUACUUUGACCGACCAAUAAUUGGAUAGGGAAAAAAAUGACGUCAUCGAGGGCCUGUUUGUUGGCCCCGGCAGGCCCUGUGAAGACGAAUUGUAAAUCAGAUUGGUAAAAGAAAGAGUCCCAUUGCUAUUAAUUGAAUUUACAUUCUCUGCUCUACUCGUGACGAAGUUUUUCAAGUGUUGUACAUACUGUCACUUGCAGUAUUUUUUGUGCUAAUUUAACCUUUGUUUUACAGAAAGCAGCAUGGUAGUUGAGUACUUUGUACAUCUGUCUCACAGUUCUGAAGUUCUGAGUUGGGAGUUGGGUUCCUAUCUUCCUGUGAUGAUCUGUGUGUUCUCCCCAUGAUUGAGUAUCUUUUUCAGUGUGACGUUUGAUCCCCUCUUGUGGCAGACGCCUUUGCCACACGCAACAGAAUGAUGCAGCUAGUUGUCAUGGCAACACUGUUGGUGCUGGCGGGUGCGAGCAAGCAUUGUAGUCUAGGUUGCUCCCUGAAGAACUACAAACUAGAGGUGAAGAGCUGUGACAAAACUGCAUUCAUCAACACUACCUCAUGUGAGGGACAGUGCUACCAAGAGGAUCCAGUCUACCAUUCUCCGAAAGAGCAGCCAACACAGAAUGUCUGCUUUGCGAACUGGACCUAUGAAGAAAAACACAUCGGAAGUUGUCCAUUUGGUGUCACUUACCCGGUUGCCAAAAGCUGUAUGUGUGCUUCAUGUAAGCAAUCUUACACAGACUGUGAUCGGCUUAAUCGUAGCUGUUCUUAAAGCCACUUUUGACUUAUUAGCUGACAUUGAUGACAGUGGAAGUCCUAUCCAUUUGAACUGUGAUUGAUCACUGCCUGCCCUCUC